AUGGCACCGCCGCCUCGCCUCCUCCCUCUCCUCCUUGGUCGCCUCCUCGUCUCCGGCGACCUCCUCCGCAACACCGCCCACCUCCGCCGCAUCGUACCCCUCCUCCCUUCCCACCCCCACCUCGCCGCCUCCCUCUCCAGCCUCUACUUCCCGCUCUUCCCCUCCUCAUGCAUCUUCCUCCACAACCUGCUCAUCCGAGCCUCCGCAACCUCCCCGUCUCCUCGCAUCGCCUUCGCCGCCUUCUCCUCCAUUCUCCGCUCUGGCGAUACUCCCGACCGAUUCACCUUCCCUUCCCUCCUCAAGUCGGCGUCCAGGCUCGCCUCUUUCCCGCGCACGGGCGCGCAGGUGCACGCGCAGGCUGUCCGGCGCGGCUUCUUGAUCGACGUCUUUGUCGUCAACGCGCUCCUCGCGAUGUACGCCGCCUUCCGAGACACGGUUUCCAUGCGGGAGGUGUUCGACUCGUGCUCAGGGGUCACCGACGUGGUGUCUUGGAACACGGUGCUCGGUGGCUAUGUGAAGUGCGGGGACAUCGGGAACACCCGGAUGAUGUUCGAGGAAAUGCCGCAGAGGAAUGGGGUGUCCUGGAGCGCGAUGGUUGGGGCAUACGCCGGUUCUGGCGAGUUGGAUGUGGCCAGGGAAAUGUUCGAUGAGAUGCCGGCCAUUGGGAGGAACAUUGUGACAUGGAACUCGAUGAUAACAGGAUUCGCGCGGCAUGGGCUACUGCCACUGGCUAGGAAGAUGUUUGAUGAGAUGCCGGUACGGAAUCUGGUAUCGUGGAACACAAUGAUCCGGGGGUAUGCAGUGAACGGUGAGAUGGAUGGUGCACGGAAGCUGUUUGAUGUGAUGCCGGAGAAAGAUGUGAUUUCCUGGACGUGCAUGAUUUCUGGGUAUGCACAGGCUGGACGCUACACGGAAACCCUUGAGCUGUUCAGGGAAAUGCAGAGCGAGAGCAGUGCCCGUCCUAAUGAGGUGACCAUGGUGAGCGUGCUCUCAGCAUGUGCACAUUUAACAGCUCUGGAAGAAGGGAGGUGGGCUCACACUUACAUUGACAAGCACAAGAUGGUGCUCGACAAUGACUUCAAUCUCGGUGCUGCUCUCGUUGACAUGUAUGCUAAGUGUGGGAAAACUGACAUGGCUGUCAAAAUCUUCCACUCCUUGGACCAGAAGAAUGUCUCUGCCUGGAAUGCGCUCAUCACUGGGUUGGCAGUGAAUGGUGAUGUUCAGGAUUGCAUUGAUGUGUUUGAGCAGAUGAAGAGGUCAGGAGAGAAACCGAAUGACGUAACGUUCGUUGGUGUGCUGACUGCUUGUGCCCACAGCGGGCUGGUGGAUGAGGGUCGACGGUGCUUUCAGAGCAUGUCAUCAUCUAAUUGUGGAGUGCAGCCAGAGGCAAAGCAUUAUGGCUGCAUGGUUGACAUGUUAGGCCGGGCAGGGCUUCUUGAAGAGGCAGAGGAGCUGAUAAGGAGCAUGCCGAUGGCCCCAGAUGUCAUGAUUUUGGGCGCACUACUAGGUGCCUGUCGAAUGCACAAGAGAUUUGAUGUGGCUGAAAGAGUCCAGAGUGAAAUUAUUGGUCUCAACACACGGCAGGCUGGCUGCCAUGUCUUGAUAUCAGACGUUUAUGCUGCUGCUGGCAAAUGGGGAGAGGCUUUAGAUGCAAGGCGUGUUCUUCAGAAGUGCACAAUCAGGAAAUUGCCAGGAUCAUCCAGCUCGAUGCGAUAGCAUGGAGCCUGUGCUGACACCGCCAAGAGCCAGAGUGGAGUCAGAGGUCAGGAUUUUCUGAAUCUUCAUGCAACUUACUCGAGGAAUGGAACGACUAACUCCCUGUCAACAGAAACAACAACAGGAAUUGGCAUAUUCAUUCGACUUGAAAGAGUACAGCGACAAGGCAAUUUCCAUUAUUCAUUCAGGCUACCA
Molecule: messenger RNA, 1911 nt
Organism: Triticum dicoccoides
Lineage: Eukaryota; Viridiplantae; Streptophyta; Magnoliopsida; Poales; Poaceae
Product: pentatricopeptide repeat-containing protein At2g45350, chloroplastic-like
Exons: 2
Coding region: 1-1716 (571 amino acids)
Biological process (GO): RNA modification
Molecular function (GO): protein binding; RNA binding
Source: RefSeq, a predicted model, not a curated record